Messenger RNA from Archocentrus centrarchus (flier cichlid), 2187 nucleotides. It is a transcript of the gene usp21, whose product is annotated as ubiquitin specific peptidase 21. The record is from RefSeq and is a predicted model, not a curated record. Gene Ontology annotation, molecular function: cysteine-type deubiquitinase activity. Gene Ontology annotation, biological process: protein deubiquitination. NCBI's taxonomy places the organism in Eukaryota, Metazoa, Chordata, Actinopteri, Cichliformes, Cichlidae. The transcript has 12 exons. The coding region runs from base 457 to 1671 and encodes 404 amino acids.
CUCUCAUUGACACCGGUGACAGGACAGAGGAGAGAGGUAGACUUUCAGUUCUAGCCAACAGGCACACGCUGAAACAGUAGACGUCCCCUUAUGCAUUUUUAACAGCUCAGCAGAUGAUGGGAACAGUUUGGUAGGGACAGUUUGUCCACAGAUAGAGUGACCAAGUGAUCAGCCGUGAUUGUAAUCUCCUGUCAUUUUCCUGAAAAGGAAAAAGUCCUCCAUCACACUUCAUUCACCGAAAAAGUGGACUACAUCUCUUGGUCAGUCAGCUUAGGCCUAUGUAUGACCACCACAUCCUGCUCACCUUUGACCCUGCAUGUCAAAUAAAUCAGGAAGAGCAACAUAUCCCAUCUCAAGUGCAACCCAUCUGGCUUGGAUUUCUUUGAGAAGGCCAUCUUUCUAUCUCAGGACCCCUUUUGUUAGCUGCUUUAGACAUUUUUUUACCAGUAUAAUAGGAUGCCUGGAGCCAGUGGCGUCAAUGGGGAGGGCUCUUGUGAAGCUCUGUGUCGAACCCUCGUGUCUCAGAACGGCCUCCAGAGAGAAACAACUGACAUCUCCCAGUCUGUCCUCUACACGUCACUCAUGGGCCUGCUUCUGGUCGCUGACAAUGAGAAAGAGCAGCUCACCUUAGGAAGUGGAAGGGUUGGCCUUAGAAACAUAGGAAACACUUGUUUCCUAAAUGCAGUUGUCCAGUGUUUGUCUCACACAUGUGGCCUACGGGACUACUGCCUCCUCAAAUCUUACAAGCCUGAGAAGUUCUCCAAAGAGGAAGCUAAGCUCAUGGAAGCUUUCUCUAAGGUGCUGUCAGGCCUUUGGGAUAUAAAUGAUGAAGGCACAGUUGUAAAUCCUAGACAGUUUUACAGUGUUUUCACAGAAGCGGUGCCUUACUUCAGCGGUUACAGUCAACAGGACGCCCAGGAGUUCCUCAGGUUCCUACUGGACAAACUGCAUACUGAAAUAAAUCGCAGACCAUACAUUAGAAGAACUGGGAAGGAGCCUGAACAAAAAUUUGCUAGGUUUCGAAUUUCUGAGGAGGCAGCUGUCAUGUGGAAGAAGCACUUGGAGAGAGAUGACAGCAUAAUAGUUGACCUGUUCUCAGGCCAGCUGCGGAGCUCGCUGCAUUGCUCAGUUUGCUCCCACUACUCCAACACGUUUGAUGUGUUCUGCGAUCUGUCGCUGCCUAUCCCUAAGAGGAGCACUACAAGGGAGGUCACUCUGAGGGAGUGCCUAGACCUCUUCUCUCAGGAGGAGAAACUGGACAAGGAGAAUUCACCAAUGUGCGAGAGGUGUAACAGGCGCACAGAGUGCACCAAGCGGCUGUCCAUCCAGAGGUUUCCUCAGGUUAUAGUGAUCCAUCUGAACCGCUUUACGAUGUCGAGGUGGUCGAUCAGUAAAAGCACGAUAUAUGUGUCCUUCCCGCUCACCAGCCUUGACCUUGGACCGUACGGACCUGUCGACUGCGGCUCAGUUCUGUAUGAUUUAUAUGCAAUAUGCAACCACGCUGGGACAGUGAAUAUGGGACAUUACACAGCCUGCUGCUUAGAUGAAAAUGGCUGGUGCUUUUACAAUGAUUCCAGUGUCACUCCACUCACAGAGAACCAGCUUCAGACCAAUCAAGCCUAUGUGCUAUUCUACCAGCGCAGCAACAGCACCGCCACCGUCAGGAAAUAGACCUGAGACUGGCUGAGCCAUGCAGCCAAUCAGAGCAACUUUGCCUCCAGUGUCCAUAGAAACGAAUAGAAGCAGCAGUAUUGUGCUCUGACAUCUGCAAACUUCUCAACAUCGACGCGCUUACCCUCAAAUGAACUGAGGGGGAGAGAGGCCACGCUCAGUCUAAUGGGGCUUGAAGACAUGAGUCUCCCCCUAAAAACUGUGGAGAUGUUUUUCAAGUGUCUCAGCAAGAUAGCUCAGACAGAGCGUAGCCUUAAGAGUCUCUGUGCCCUAGUUCUCAGGCAUGAGAGAGUGAUGUACUUGAGAAUGAUGCAGAGCUCUUAAUGUAAUUCAAUCACGACUCAUGCUUGUUACAUUAGGCAACAUUUUUUUGAUUUGGGCAUGCAAAUGUAUGCAAAUAACUGGUGUCCUUGGUUCAAAUUACAGUUUGUUGAUUUUUUUAAGGGAAAAGAAAAGAAGUAAAUACAAGUCCUGACAGAAAACUCUUAAUAAAAUUAACCUUUUUUCAAAUGUUAA